UUGUUCCGUGAGCGGCUAGUCCGGUGGUCCGGUUGGUGGAGGCGGCCCUGUGAUUUGGGGCUCUCCUCGGGCUUCUGUCCUCAAUCCGUCGGCCCCAGAUGGGCCCCGAGGACGAAGCAGCAGCAGUGACGAUGGCUGCAGAGCUACCGGCCGUUCGACUGCAGGAGCCUGUGACCUUCCGAGAUGUGGCUGUGGACUUUACCCAGGAAGAGUGGGGGCAGCUGGACCCUACGCAGAGGACCCUGUACCGUGAUGUGAUGUUGGAGACCUUUGGGCAUCUGCUGUCUGUGGGUCCUGAGCUUCCCAAACCUGAAGUCAUCUCCCAGCUGGAGCAAGGAGCUGAACUAUGGGUAGCAGAGAGAGGAAUCACACAGAGCUGUCAUCCAGGCUGGGAGCCUAGACCUGAAAGCCAGGCAUCUUCCAAGGAGCAGGGCCCUCAAGAAGAGGAGCCAUCCCGUGUCACAGAAGAGGAAGGAUCCCCAAGGGGAGUGUCCUAUCCCUCCGUGUCUGGAAAAGACCGGGAACACGAGGGCCAGGGCCAGGCACUCGAGAAGGGCCAUAACAGCGUGAGACGAUUGGGAUUUGGUCUCAAGGAAGCACCAGUUCAGGAUCUACGCUAUGAAAGUCUCGGACUUGGGGAAAACCGGGUCCUGAGCACAGACCCAAAUCCGUUCCCAGAAAUUUCUAAGACAGAAUACAUCUGUCCAUAUGGCUCACAGGUCACAAACUUGAAACCUAAAUCAAGCUCAGUCAGUCAACAGACAGGCUCCCCCAGGAAACAGACCUGUGAAAACGAUGACUGUAGCAAAGCUUCCAGUCAGGCUGUUCCAGAACUCACAAAAACCCAGGUACAGGAUAAACCCUACAAAUGUACUGAUUGUGGAAAGUCAUUUAACCAUAAUGCACACCUCACAGUGCACAAGAGGAUUCAUACAGGAGAAAGGCCUUAUAUGUGCAAAGAGUGCGGAAAGGCCUUCAGCCAGAAUUCCUCUCUUGUUCAACAUGAGCGAAUCCACACGGGAGACAAACCCUAUAAAUGUGCUGAAUGUGGGAAAUCUUUCUGCCACAGCACACACCUUACUGUCCAUCGGAGAAUUCACACUGGGGAGAAACCCUACGAGUGUCAGGAUUGUGGGCGGGCCUUCAACCAGAACUCUUCACUGGGCCGGCAUAAGAGAACACACACUGGGGAGAAGCCAUACACCUGCAGCGUGUGUGGGAAAGCCUUCUCUCGAACCACCUGCCUUUUUCUGCACCUGAGGACUCACACGGAGGAGCGGCCCUACGAGUGUAACCACUGUGGGAAGGGUUUCAGGCACAGCUCCUCCCUGGCCCAGCAUCAGCGAAAGCAUGCUGGGGAGAAGCCCUAUGAAUGCCGGCAAAGGCUGAUCUUUGAGCAGACGACAGCUUUAACAAAGCACCAAUGGGCAGAAGCCCUCAGCUGUGACCCACCUUUGAGUCAAGAUGAGAGGACUCACCAAAGCAACAGGCCCUUCAGAUGUCAUCAGUGUGGGAAAUGUUUCAUUCAGAGCUCUCACCUCAUCCGACAUCAGAUAACUCACACCAGAAAGGAGGAGCCCAGUGGACGUAACCGACGACGGGAACAGUCCUCGGACGCGAGCUCACACUCAGCGCAGCACUCGAGUUCAGGAGAGAAUGCUGCAGACCAAGCAAAGUCAGGACAGCCAACAAGCAGGGCCCUCGCCUUGUUUGACAUCCGUGAAAUCGUGCAAGAAAAAAACCCUGUGCAUGUUAUUGGGGUGGAAGAGCCUUCCAUGAGCACUUCUGUGUUAUUUGACAUCAGGGAAUCCACAUAGGAGAGAAAUUCUGCAGAUGAUUUUUGAACCACAGGUAUAAAAAUGCGGACAUCUCCCCAACCUUGCAGAGGGCCCCUACUGGAGGACUAUUGGAAGACAUUAUCUUGACUGUCAAGGCCCAGAGAAAAGACAUCAUUUAUGCAGAGGAGAACAUUCUUAAUAUGUCUACAGUGGGAAACUACCUUCUUCAUGUUGCUUCUCUAAUUUUUCUCCCAAGGAAAACACAGGUUUCUGACCUUUACUGAUGCUGUUUUUUUUUUUUUUUUAAGAAGAUUUAUUUAUUUGUUUAAAAGGCAGAGUUACAGAGAGGCAGAGGCAGAGAGAGAGAGGUCUUCCAUCCACUGGUUCACUCCCCAAAUGGCCACAAUGGCUGGAGCUGGGCUGAUCCAAAGCCAGGAGCUUCUUCCAGGUCUCCCACACAGGUGCAGGGGCCCAAGCACUUGGGCCUUCCUCUACUGCUUUCCCAGGCCACAGAGCAGAGAGCUGGAUCAUAAGUGGAGCAGCCAGGACUCGAACCAGCACCCAUAUGGGAUGCUGGCACUACAGGCGGCGGCUUUAUUUGCCAUACUAUAGCGCCAUAUAUUUCAAAUAAAUAUUUAUUUAUUUGAAAGGCAGAGUUACAGAGAGGCAGAGGCAGAGAGAGGGGUCUUCCACCCACUGGUUCACUCCCUGGAUGGCCACAAUGGCUGGAGCUGCACAGAUAUGAAGCCAGGAGCUUCCCCCAGGUAUCCCACAUGGGUGCAGAGGCCCAAGAACUUGAGCCAAAUUCAUAGGCCAUAACAGAGAGCUGGAUUGGAAGUGGAGUAACCAGGCCCUGAACUGGUAUCCAUAUGAGAUGCCAGUACAGCAGGCAGCAGCUUUAUCUGCUGUGCCACAGCACCGGUCCUCAUGCUGUUCUUGACAUAAAAAGAGCAUGUUUCGAAGUGUGGUCCUUGAUCUAUUAGCACAGGGAUACUAAAACUAAGGAUUGGCCGGCGCCAUGGCUCAACAGGCUAAUCCUCCGCCUUGCAGCACCGGCACACCGGGUUCUAGUCCCUGUCGGGGCGCCGGAUUCUGUCCCAGUUGCCCCUCUUCCAGGCCAGCUCUCUGCUGUGGCCCGGGAGUGCAGUGGAGGAUGGCCCAAGUCCUUGGGCCCUGCACCCCAUGGGAGACUAGGAGAAGCACCUGGCUCCUGCCAUCGGAUCAGCAUGGUGCGGCGGCCAUUGGAGGGUGAACCAACGGCAAAAAAGGAAGACCUUUCUCUCUGUCUCUCUCUUUCACUGUCCACUCUGCCUGUCAAAAAGAAAAAAAAAAAAAAAACUAAGGAUUUAAACCUACUAUCUUUUUUGUUGUUGUUGCUUUUAAAGAUUUAUUUAUUUAUUUAUGUGAGAGGUAGAGUUACAGACAGUGAGAGGGAGAGACAGAGAGAAAGGUCUUCCAUCUGCUGGUUCACUCCCCAAAUGGCCGCAAUGGCUGGAGCAGGGCCGAUCUGAAGCCAGGAACCAGUAGCUUCUUCCAGGUCUCCCACAUGGGUGCAGCGGCCCAAGGACUUGGGCCAUUUUCUACUGCUUUCCCAGGCCAUAGCAGAGGGCUGGAUUGGAAGAACAGCCAGGACUAGAACCAGCACCCAUAUGAGAUGCUGGUGCUGCAGGUGGAGGAUUAACACACUGUGCCACAGCGCCAGCCCCUAAACCUACUUUCUAACCUCAAAUGAAACAAUCAUGUACUGUUCCUAAGCUGAUGCCUAUAAAUCUUUUAUAGCUAUAGCCAAUGUCUGUCCUACCAGGACACUAAAUCAUCUACCCUGUUAUACAGAACAGUUGUCAAUGCACAGCUUUAAUCAGGUCAUUUUUGUUUGAUAUUCUUCUCACUGCAGUUGUUCUAGUGAUGUUAAACAUCCAUCACCAUCAAAAAUUGGAAGAAAGAAAAUGUGAUCGCAGCACAUCUCAGUGUGUAGAAACUUGUUCCUAAAAAUAAACUACAAAAGGAAUGUUGGAUUGCAGGGUGUAAAAUUGAGUGGAAGAAUGAUCAGCUUGGAAAAAAUACAAGAGAACUUGCAAUGUCCAUUUUUGUUCUUGGAUGCUGAGAGUAUCACCACUGAUGGGAUUUCCACUGGAGCACAGCUGUCUUCUAGGGUUCUUGGAGCCACUUUGCAUUCAUCUCCAGAGGUCUCUGUAAGAUACUGUUGAUGCCCUGGAUUGAUUUCUCACGUUUUCCUCUGAUAGCAUCCUCAUAUAUUUCCUUUGUCAGCUCUCACUUUUCAUUGCUAUUCUAUUAUACCUUGGUCUGCACUACUUUCUCUUUCAUUCUUGGCAGAUAACUUGCUGUUUACAUAACUAAGAAAAGGUACAAUUUUUUAAAUAUUUAUUUUCUUGAGAGGCAGAGUGAGAAAGAGAGGGAGAAACAGAGAGAAAGAGAUAUUCAAUCUCCAGGUUCACUUUCCUAAUGGCCGCAUCAGCUGGGGCUGGAUAGGCUGAAGCCAGGAGCCAGGAACUCCAUCUGGGUCUCCAUAUGGGUGCAAGCAUUUGAGCCAUAUUCAUUAGCAGGGAGCUGGAUUAGAAGUGGAGCAGCCAAGGCUUGAACCGGCUCAGAUACAGGAUGCUCUUCUGACCCCUUUAAUGGGGCUGUUAUCACCUGCCAUCCUAUUAGGAAAUGUUUUUGGUCCCUCCCCUUCCUCAUCCCAUGAGGUUCUAUUGAUUUUACCAUGUAAACAUCUGGAAACUUCAUCCCAUGCCCACUAACAGUGCCGCUACAGGACAGCCUUGAGAGGAGAAAUGACCUGUUAUCAAAUGGCCCAGCAAGGAUGUGAGCCAGACAAUCUAAUACCAGAACCCCGCUUUUCACUGUCCUUCACUGCCCCCACCAGGAAGACGUGUGGGCCUGGGGAUGCACAGGAGAAUGCCUCCCCGCUUUGGGGAGGUGGGACCAGCAACAGCAUUUUGGCUCUAGACAGCACUGGACACUGGACCUGUGAUUGCCUCAUUCCCUCUUUUCUGAACCCAAACAGCACAUCCUGAAGCAGAUUUGACACCUCAACGUGGAUGCUGAGUCAGACGAGGCUGCAGUAACUCCACUGGGCAGCAGGCAGGAGUGGAAGAGGCAACAGAUCUUUGCAUAUUUUUCACUUCCCCCUUCGAUUCACAUUGUCUAGCUAUGCUAUUCCUACUGUCAUCCUUGUAAAUAUUUUGAAAUGUAUAAGAAACUCCUCAGGGGAAAUUAUUGUAAACUAGGCGAAAUUCACACUCUUCACAAAAGUAGUGUGAGUCCUUUGUAGUAAAACUUGGAAAACUACAAAAAUUUUAAAAGUAUAAAGCUUACUUAAAAUCCUUCAUACUUCAGCCAUCCAUAGAUAGUGAUUAACAUUUAGAUUUUGGGCCGGCGCCAUGGCUCAACAGGCUAAUCCUCCACCUAGCGGCGCUGGCACACCAGGUUCUAGUCCUGGUCGGGGCGCCGGAUUCUGUCCCGGUUGCCCCUCUUCCAGGACAGCUCUCUGCUAUGGCCCGUGAAGGCAGUGGAGGAUGGCCCAAGUGCUUGGGCCCUGCACCCCAUGGGAGACCAGGAGAAGCACCUGGCUCCUGGCUUCGGAUCAGCGCGAUGCGCUGGCUGCGGCAGCCAUUGGAGGGUGAACCAACGGCAAAGGAAGACCUUUCUCUCUGUCUCUCUCUCUCACUGUCCACUCUGCCUGUCAAAAAAAAAAAAAUUUAGAUUUUGCUAAUUUUCCUUGCAAUUUUUUUCUUAGACGUGUGUAUACACCUACAUGUAGUGUACACUAAAUAUUGUACACAAACAUGCACAUAUAUGCAUAGUUUUCUUGUGUCUAGAAAUUUGGAAUCCCCCUAGUUCUGUUGUAACAUGUGCUUACUAUAUUUUGAGCAUUUUCCCUGCCAAUGACUUUCAUGUAGUGCUUUAAAUUAUCUUUUGAGGGUCAAGGGAGUCGUAAUGAUGGCCCUCCACCCAAUAUUUACCAGACUUGAGUUUUCUUAGGGGGCAGAGGUUUUUCCUACAUACUUCCAGUGCUGUGCGUUGAUGCAACUUCUGAGGACAGUUCAUCAGUCACCCCUUGGCUUAGCAAAGCUGGUAGGAAUGGAUUUGUACAUGUUCAGACUGUACAUGGUCUUCACCAUGCUAUUUAUUUUCAAAGUAAAAGUUUGGAAACAACCUCCAUAUCCACUAUGAAUAACCAGCUGAGUAAUUGUGGUGGAAUGGAGAUCACAGCCUUAAAAAUAAGAGAUUGUCAUUAUCUACUAAUGGGAAGAGCUCCAAGUUCUGGGGGGAGAAGGGCAAGCAAGGUGUAAAACUGCAUAUGGUAUGUUACCAUUUGUGAAAAAAGGAAACUUGUGCUUAAUACACAGUCUCUGAAAGUGUGAAAAGCAAGCAGGCAUAGUGGUUGCCCUUGAGGUGGAAAAGUGGGAGGUCAGGGAUGAGGAAUAAUUUUCACUCUAUUUUUUUAUAUUUUUGGAAUUUUGAAACAUGAAUAUACUAGUAGUUCAAAAAAUAAGUUUGAAUUAAAAAUCUCAAGCUUUCAAGUUACCACGUUGGAUAAUUUGUUUCAUUAUUUACUGUCUCUGUCCACCACAAUGUCCACAUGAGCAGGGAUGACUGUGUAUCUUGGUCUUAGCUGUUCUGUAAAUGCUCGUGCAUGUAUUCCGUUAACAAAGCCAGUUGAGUAUGAAACAACUUCAACUCCUUGAUGGUGCCAAAGGUUUUUUAUUACUAGCCACAGUUCAGCCCUUGCAUGCAUUUCCAUAGUCUCGAAAAGUUCUGCCCUGAGUGGUGCUGGUCUACAGGCAGGUGGCUGAGAGGACUUUUUAAAUUCACCCUAGGCUGGCGCCGUGGCUCAAUAGACUAAUCCUCCACCUGUGGCGCCUGCACACUGGGUUCUAGUCCCGGUUGGGGCGCCGGAUUCUGUCCCGGUUGCCCCUCUUCCAGGACAGCUCUCUGCUAUGACCCGGGAGUGCAGUGGAGGAUGGCCCAAGUGCUUGGGCCCUGCACCCCAUGGGAGACCAGGAAAAGCACCUGGCUCCUGCCUUUGGAUCAGCGUGGUGUGCCGGCCGCGGCAGCCAUUGGAGGGUGAACCAAUGGCAAAGGAAGACCUUUCUCUCUGUCUCUCUCUCUCACUGUCCACUCUGCCUGUUAAAAAUAAAUUUAAAAAAAAAUUAAAAAUAAAAAAUAAAUUCACCCUAUGGCCAUGGGGAAUAUGGAAGGGACCUGGGCAGCCUGAUAUUGGGAUUCUUUUCCACCAGGUCACCUCAGCCUGUGUGUAGGUAAAGUUUUUGUGUUGCAGUAUACCUGGGACAUCCUCUCGUUAGGGACAGUUAUUUGCAUUACAUAGAACUAUGUUAUUUGUAGGGAGUCGUGGACAUUCAUGGCAUGUUUACAGUCAUUCAGUUUCCAGCUAAGUGUGUGGGGGGUGCAGGUGUAAAAUGAUAAAUUCAUACAAUGGGAACACUGACCAUUAAAAAAAGUUUAUGGGGCUAGGGUGGUACCUCAGGUUAAGCCACUGCUUGUGUCCCUGGCAUGUGGUAUUGGAGCCCAGGCCCACUGCUGCACUUUCUGAUCCAGCUCCAUGCUAAUGCACCUGGGAGGAAGCAAUGGCCCAAGUACUUGGGUUCCUGACAUCCAAGUGAUAGACCCAGAUGGAAUUUUGGGCUGCGGGCCUCAUCCUGUCCUAGUCCUGGCCUGUUACUGGAAUUUGGGAAGUGAACCAAUGGAUGGAAAUCUCUACAUGUGUCUCACACUCUAUCACUCUGUCUUUUGAAUAAAUCUCUUUUUUAAAAUGUUUAAUGAGGUGGAGAAAUGUUCAGGGUCUGUGGGAAAAAACAACUGUAAAUUCUGAUUAUGAUUGUUUCACAUUGUUUAUGGACAAAUGUAAAGUGGAGGGUGAUUUGGAACGUUGGCUUGGAGACUUGAAAAAUGACAAGAUUAUUUAAAAGUAAAACAAUAUCCACACAAGAUUGAAGCCAAGUGGGGAUGGGACCACAGAAUGCAAUGCAUUUUUAGUUUGUGCUUGAAUAAAAUGAGAGGAAGAAAAUAUCCUUGGCACAGUUGGGAAAUUUGGCCUCUGGGCUGUGGAUGAGGGAAUGGGUCUCAACGUCAUUUCUUGCAUGGAUGGAAGAAAGCAUGCGUUCUUCCAGGACAACCGCUGAAGGGCCUACAGGACUCGAGGUGAAAAAGAUGACGAAAUGAUACAUUUUUGUACCUUUGUGUGUAUGUGUAUAUGUAAAGGGAGAAAGACGUGCGUGUUCCGUGUUCCGCAGGGAACCACGAGGGCAAGCAGCCAUGUGUUCACGAGGCCCUACUGCUCAGAACCUCAGAUUCUGCGGUAAAGCCAAGGAUUUCAUGUAGGUAUUUACCAAACAAGAGAAAGCACAAUC
Lepus europaeus (European hare) is the source of this 8170-nucleotide messenger RNA. RefSeq names its product zinc finger protein 8 (gene ZNF8). The record is from RefSeq and is a predicted model, not a curated record. Gene Ontology annotation, biological process: regulation of DNA-templated transcription. Lineage: Eukaryota; Metazoa; Chordata; Mammalia; Lagomorpha; Leporidae. The transcript is spliced from 5 exons. The coding region runs from base 99 to 1817 and encodes 572 amino acids.